UGGACAUCCGUGAGAUCAAGGAGAUCCGUCCUGGCCGGAACUCCCGGGACUUUGAGAGGUACCAGGAGGACCCUUGCUUCAGACCAGACCCCUCCCACUGCUUCGUCCUCCUCUACGGCACAGAGUUCCGCCUGAAGACCCUCAGCCUGCAAGCCACUUCUGAGGACGAGGUCAAUAUGUGGAUCAAGGGGCUGAACUGGCUGGUGGCAGACACUCUAAGGGCUGCCACCCCCCUGCAGAUUGAAAGGUGGCUCCGCAAGCAGUUCUACUCGCUGGACCGCAACCGGGAGGACAGGAUCUCUGCCAAGGAUCUGAAGAACAUGUUGUCCCAGGUCAACUACCGGGUGCCCAACAUGAGGUUCCUGCGGGAGAGACUCACGGACGUGGAGCAGAGGAAUGGGGACAUCACCUACGGGCAGUUCGCUCAGCUCUACCGCAGCCUCAUGUUCAGCGCCCAGAAAAUGAUGGAUGUCCCCUUCCUAGACAGGGGUGGAGAAAGGUCUGAGCACUUCAGAGUGUCGCUGCUGGAGCUGCAGAAGUUCUUGCUGGAGUACCAGAGGGAGCUCUGGGCUGCAGAUAUCCUUCAGGUCCAGGAGUUCAUGUUCAACUUUCUGAGAGACCCUCUGAGGGAGAUCGAUGAGCCUUAUUUCUCCCUGGAUGAGUUUCUCACCUUCCUCUUCUCCAAAGAGAACAGCAUCUGGAACUCCCAGCUGGACAUGGUGUGUCCUGAGAACAUGAACAACCCCCUCUCCCAUUACUGGAUCUCCUCCUCACACAACACGUACCUGACAGGGGACCAGUUCUCGAGCGAGUCCUCGCUGGAGGCGUACGCCCGCUGCCUGCGCAUGGGCUGCCGCUGCAUCGAGCUGGAUUGCUGGGAUGGUCCUGAUGGGAUGCCAGUCAUCUACCACGGACACACCUUAACCACCAAGAUCAAGUUCUCCGACGUCUUGGUGACGAUCAAGGAGCACGCCUUUGUCACCUCUGAUUUCCCUGUCAUUCUGUCCAUUGAGGACCACUGCAGCAUUGCUCAGCAGAGGAACAUGGCUCAGAAUUUCAAGAAGGUCUUUGGGGACAUGCUUUUGACCAAACCAGUGGAUAUUUCUGCUGACGGCCUUCCCUCUCCAAACCAGCUCAAGAGAAAGAUUCUCAUCAAGCACAAGAAGCUGGCCGAGGGCAGUGCUUACGAGGAGCUACCCACGUCUGUCAUGUAUGCAGAGAAUGACAUCAGCAACUCCAUCAAGAAUGGGAUCCUCUACCUGGAAGACCCCAUCAAUCACGAAUGGAACCCGCAUUACUUUGUCCUGACCAGCAGCAAGAUCUAUUACUCUGGCGAGACAACCAGUGACCAAGGAAACGAGGAUGAGGAGGAGCAAAAGGAGGUGAGGGCUCCCUUGAGCGAGCUGUCCUCCAAGGGGCCGAGCCUCUCCGCGGCCAGCCGAUGGUUCCGCGGGAAGCGGGGGGCGGGCCGGGACGGGCGGCACAUCGCCGAGCGGCUGCUCACCGAGUACUGCAUGGAGACCGGCGCCCCCGACGGCUCCUUCCUCGUCCGGGAGAGCGAGACCUUCGUUGGAGACUACACCCUGUCCUUCUGGUGA
Molecule: messenger RNA, 1598 nt
Organism: Merops nubicus (carmine bee-eater)
Lineage: Eukaryota; Metazoa; Chordata; Aves; Coraciiformes; Meropidae
Product: 1-phosphatidylinositol 4,5-bisphosphate phosphodiesterase gamma-1-like
Exons: 15
Biological process (GO): positive regulation of epithelial cell migration; lipid metabolic process; phosphatidylinositol-mediated signaling
Molecular function (GO): calcium ion binding; phosphatidylinositol-4,5-bisphosphate phospholipase C activity
Source: RefSeq, a predicted model, not a curated record